UUUUUUUAAUCGGGAUCUACGAGAUUGGACAUGUGCAUUCACAAACAAACAUGGCCGACACCACAACAGCUCUCACCGUCGGUGGAAACCGAACAACAGGACAGACAGUUAGAACACAGAAUGUAAAUGCAGCAUGUGCCAUAGCCAACAUUGUGAAGUCCAGUUUAGGACCAGUGGGUCUGGACAAAAUGUUAGUGGAUGAUAUUGGGGAUGUGACCAUUACAAAUGAUGGAGCUACAAUAUUGAAGUUAUUAGAGGUAGAACACCCAGCAGCCAAAGUACUGGUAGAGUUGGCUGAUCUACAGGACCAGGAAGUAGGAGAUGGUACAACCUCUGUGGUAAUUAUUGCUGCUGAGUUGUUGAAGAAUGCUGAUGAACUUGUUAACUGUAAAAUCCAUCCUACCUCCAUCAUCAGUGGAUACAGACUGGCAUGCAAAGAAGCCUGUAAAUACAUACAAGAACACAUGACAAUAAAUGUAGAGGAGUUGGGAAGAGAAUGUAUAAUUAGUGCAGCAAAAACCAGCAUGUCCAGUAAAAUCAUUGGACCUGAAAUGGAAUUCUUUUCUAACAUGGUUGUUGAUGCUGCCAUGGCAAUUAAAACAUCUGAUGGCAAAGGGGGUCACAGAUACCCAAUCAAGGCUGUCAAUGUACUGAAGGCUCAUGGGAAGAGUUUGAAAGAAAGCUCACUUGUUCAUGGAUAUGCUUUAAACUGUACAGUUGCCUCACAAGCAAUGGUAAAGAAAAUAACUGGAGCAAAAAUAGCUUGUUUAGACUUCGGUUUAAUGAAAGCUAAGAUGAAGAUGGGUAUUCAAGUAUUAAUAGAAAAUCCAGAGCAGUUAGAUGGUGUCCGUCAGAGAGAAUGUGAUAUAACAAAGGAAAGAAUAGAAAAGAUUUUAUCAUCGGGAGCCAAUGUUAUCCUUACUACUGGUGGUAUAGAUGAUCUCUGUCUUAAAUACUUUGUGGAGGCCGGAGCAAUGGCCGUCAGGAGAUGUAAAAAGGCAGACUUAAAAAGAAUUGCUAAAGCUACAGGAGGUCAAUUAGUAUCAACAUUAGCUAACUUAGAAGGAGAGGAAUCCUUUGAUGCUGCUUUCCUGGGUCAGGCUGAAGAAGUUUGUCAAGAAAGAGUCUGUGAUGAUGAAUUAUGUCUCAUUAAAGGACCAAAGGCCAGAACAGCUGCGUCUAUUAUACUGAGAGGAGCUAAUGACUUCAUGGUUGAUGAGAUGGAACGAUCUGUCCAUGAUGCCCUGUGUGUAGUGAAGCGUGUCCUAGAGUCCAAGACUGUAGUCCCCGGUGGCGGUGCUGUGGAGGCUGCUCUGUCUAUCUACCUAGAAAACUUUGCUACUUCUUUAGGUUCAAGGGAACAAUUAGCUAUAGCAGAAUUUGCUAGAUCAUUGUUAGUGAUACCUAAACAGCUGGCAGUUAAUGCAGCCCAGGACUCCACAGAUCUUGUAGCUAAACUCCGAGCCUUCCACAACAAAUCACAAACCACUAAAGAACAUAAAGACCUCAGAUGGGUUGGUUUAGAUCUGUAUGAAGGUACUGUCCGUGACAACAAGAAAGCUGGUGUUUUAGAACCCGCCAUUUCUAAGAUCAAAUCUCUCAAGUUCGCUACAGAAGCUGCUAUUACCAUUCUGAGAAUCGAUGACAUGAUCAAAUUAGAGAAAGAAGGCGGUCAGGGAGGAGGCAGUGCUUAUGAACAGGCUCUACGAUCUGGACAACUCGGAUAGUUAUUUAUUUAUAGAUUUAUGACAAUUAUUUUACACAGUAUGAUUGUAAUAUUCAAAUCUCCUGAAUGCUCAAGUAUGUUACUCCAAAUACUUGUAAGUGCUGAUAAGACCCGGAAGAAAAAUUGUAAUAUAUAAGUUAUUAUUGUACUUGAGGUUUUUUUUGGGGUCACACCUGAUAAUGUGGGAAAUGGGAGGGUCAAAAGACAGACAACACAAUAAAUGUUGACUCUGUAAUUAUUUAUAUUAAAAUUUCAUUACUGACACUUCAAUCUGUUAUGGUUAACUUUAAUGAUAUUUAAUUUCAAUUGAAACUAUAAAUUUUAUAGCAUACAUUUAGAACUUGAAGAAAAGGGAGAAGCAUUUAAUCUGAGCAUUGAAUUA
Molecule: messenger RNA, 2108 nt
Organism: Mytilus trossulus (common blue mussel)
Lineage: Eukaryota; Metazoa; Mollusca; Bivalvia; Mytilida; Mytilidae
Product: T-complex protein 1 subunit alpha-like
Exons: 12
Coding region: 51-1727 (558 amino acids)
Biological process (GO): protein folding
Cellular component (GO): chaperonin-containing T-complex
Molecular function (GO): ATP-dependent protein folding chaperone; ATP binding; ATP hydrolysis activity
Source: RefSeq, a predicted model, not a curated record